AUGUCGGAAGAAGGUAAACCUAGUUCCAAAGAUAGUGACGGUGGUUCUAGUUGGGGAUAUCAUUUAAACUCGUCCCUCGUUCUUAGCCUCAUGAAAUUGGAUGGGUCGAACUAUCUUGCAUGGUCGCCAGCUUGUUUACUUUCGAUUCAAGCCAAUAGAAAGCAUAAAUUCAUUAAUGGGACGUCUAAGAAACCCAAGGAUGAUGAUCCUAGAUUGGAUGAUUGGGAAUCGGACAAUGCCAGGGUGAAAACGUGGCUCUUUAAUUCAAUGGAACCAAAUAUUAAGAAGAGAGCAGAAUGUACGAAAGAUGCAGAAGCCUAUCAAAGGAUUGUAGAAGAAAAUCGUCCGAUUGACUUCCUAGUUGCGCUAGAUAUCUACUAUGAUCCCAUUAAGGCAGAAUUGAUCGGGAAAGUUCCACUCCCUGAUGUUUCGACUGCCCAUGCUCGUAUUUAG
Impatiens glandulifera is the source of this 453-nucleotide messenger RNA. RefSeq lists its product as uncharacterized. The record is from RefSeq and is a predicted model, not a curated record. The coding region runs from base 1 to 453 and encodes 150 amino acids. Lineage: Eukaryota; Viridiplantae; Streptophyta; Magnoliopsida; Ericales; Balsaminaceae. The transcript is spliced from 2 exons.